CUCGAUCAAACCUGGCAGCCAGCUCAAGACUUCACCUCGAGACUCUCCACUCCCAGCCCAAUUGAUUCCUCGCAGCCAUGUUCCUGCAACGCUCUGCCUUCGCCGCCCGCCGCGCGGCCUUCAACCCCAUUGUGAAGCGCAGCUUCACCUCCUCCUUCAUCCGCCGCGCGGACAAGAUUGACCCCCUUCCCGGCCAGCCUGACAAGCAUGUGAAGCCAUUUGACGAGAUCAAGACCGAGUCCGACCUUCUCCCUCCCGGUGCCGCCCCCGGUACCGUUCCCACCGAUCUCGAGCAGGCAACUGGUCUCGAGCGUUUGGAAAUCCUCGGAAAGAUGCAGGGUGUCGACAUUUUCGACAUGAAGCCCCUUGAUGCCAGCCGCAAGGGCACCCUUGAAAACCCCAUCAUCGUCAAGUCUUUUGGUGAUGAGCAGUAUGCCGGCUGCACUGGUUACCCUGCUGACUCUCACAUCACCCUUUGGUUGACCAUGUCCCGUGAGCGGCCCAUUGCCCGCUGCACCGAGUGCGGCAGCGUCUACAAGAUGGAAUAUGUCGGUCCUCAGGACGACCACCACCACGGCCACCACGGCUACGAGGAGCCCAAGACCUUUGCCGACUUCGUCAAGCCCGAGUACAGAUAAAUUUAUCCCCCUAAUUCCGUCCUGUAAUUAUUAUUAUAGCGCGGAUGUGUUUACUUUAUUUGAAGGAUACAUUUUUUGAGCGACUGUUGUCUCGGUAUGAGAGUGGGCAAAGCGAAGAGUUGGCCUCGCGCUCGAGGAGGUAGUGGAUGCGUCCGUUUUUUUAAAUAAUCGAGGGUAGAGUGCGUACGUAUGUAUUUAUAUGUAUGUAGAAAGAUUUAUUGGGCGGAUUGGGAGGGGCCAUUCCCAGUAUUGCUGCAAUAGUAGAACGUUUC
Molecule: messenger RNA, 910 nt
Organism: Xylona heveae TC161
Lineage: Eukaryota; Fungi; Ascomycota; Xylonomycetes; Xylonales; Xylonaceae
Product: cytochrome c oxidase polypeptide IV mitochondrial precursor
Exons: 6
Coding region: 78-638 (186 amino acids)
Biological process (GO): mitochondrial electron transport, cytochrome c to oxygen
Cellular component (GO): mitochondrial envelope
Source: RefSeq, a predicted model, not a curated record